This is a messenger RNA of Carica papaya (papaya), 1212 nucleotides long. Lineage: Eukaryota; Viridiplantae; Streptophyta; Magnoliopsida; Brassicales; Caricaceae. The record is from RefSeq and is a predicted model, not a curated record.
AAAGCUGAUUUUUGCCUCAUGAACCAUCGUCUCUUUCUCGGCAAGAUGACCUUACCAAUGGUCUCGUACGUGUCUCUCAUGUCGCACGUGCAAGUGUACCCGCCAAAAGCUUUUCCCUAUAAAUACCGAACACAGACUGUGACCAUAGUGAUGAAGGAGUUAACAGGUAGCAAAAUGGGAGACACUGUUGUCCAUGCCGAUGAGAUUCGAACUCGGUUUCUGCAAGUUCUACGAAGCAGACGAUCUGGUGAAGUUCCCUUGACCGUAGAACCUGCAAAACCUGUUCCAAGUCCUCUAUUUCAGGAUGCUUCUCCAUUGCGAUUCAGUGAGGCAAUGGAGUCCUGCCCAAAGGUGAAUAUGGGCGCUCUGAAGGACCAACUUGUAGAGGAAAACCUAUAUUUACUAACUGAGGCUGGAGAACAAGGACGAUUACCUGUGUUGAUUUUAAGCAUGAAGGAGGAAAUUCAACAAAAAAGGCCUGCUAUUGUUUUCCUGCAUAGUACACAUAAAUGCAAGGAGUGGUUACGGCCACUGAUUGAGGCAUAUGCUUCGCGGGGAUAUAUAGCCAUUAGUGUUGAUUCUCGCUAUCAUGGCGAACGUGCAAACAGUUUAACCUCCUAUCGGGAUGCACUUAUCUCAUCAUGGAAAAAAGGUGAUACAAUGCCAUUCAUCUUUGAUACGGUGUGGGACUUGAUUAAACUGGCAGACUAUUUAACCAAGAGAGAUGAUAUAAACCCUAAAAGGAUUGGAAUCACUGGUGAAUCACUUGGAGGGAUGCAUGCCUGGUUUGCGGCUGCUGCUGAUACUCGUUAUUCAGUGGUUGCCCCUAUAAUUGGUGUUCAGGGAUUUCAAUGGGCCAUAGAAAAUGACAAGUGGCAGGGUCGAGUUGACAGUAUAAAGCCUGUAUUUGAAUAGGCAAGGAUUGAUAUGGGGAAGAGUGCAAUUGACAAAGAAGUGGUGAAGAAGGUAUGGGAUAGGAUUGCUCCCGGUCUAACCUCUGACUUCGACUCGCCUUACACGAUUCCAGCAAUUGCACCACGUCCGCUGUUGAUUGUUAAUGGUAUCAUUGUAUUUUGUUACAUUUCACCUGGUUUUAAGUACUCUUGUUUCUUUUCUUUUCUGUCUUUCUUUUUUGCUGGGGCACAAGAAGCAAAUGAUUGUUGCAUAGUUAAUUCUCUUCUUGAUUUGGGGACAUAGAUGGUGCCCACCCUC